Molecule: messenger RNA, 1261 nt
Organism: Cucurbita pepo subsp. pepo (vegetable marrow)
Lineage: Eukaryota; Viridiplantae; Streptophyta; Magnoliopsida; Cucurbitales; Cucurbitaceae
Product: histidine-containing phosphotransfer protein 4
Biological process (GO): cytokinin-activated signaling pathway; phosphorelay signal transduction system; phosphorylation
Cellular component (GO): nucleus; cytoplasm
Molecular function (GO): histidine phosphotransfer kinase activity; protein histidine kinase binding
Source: RefSeq, a predicted model, not a curated record
CACAUAGGAAUGGCAGAAGAACGGGAGGAAACUCCUGAUGCUCUUGCACUCUCUAUUAGUGGUGUUACAGAAUACUAUGGUUAGUGCGUAAAGAGCCGAAAGGCUCUAAAUGAAGAUAUAUUCUUAUUGAAACCUAAAUAUGGUAUGUGCAUGGAAUAUGCUACGAAUGACUGAAAUCUGGCAACUUCUUCUAAGUUUCUCUAAACCUGGGGGAAUAUGACAGCCGCCAUCUCCUCUCCUACAGUCUUCCUCUUGGAGGCUCAGAUGCUAAAGCUCAGCAUCUGGCCUACAUGCACUGCUUCCCUCUAUUCUUCUCUCCUUUCUCUUGUUUCUCCUCUUUAUAAACCUCUGGAUCCUAACCAUUAUGUAACUUAAACUCAUCACCACUCCAUAAUCUUCCUACUCUGUUCUGUUUUCUCCCUUUGAUAUUUUGCUUGAGAUGGAAAGGAGUCAGUUGUUGAGGCAGAUCAACAGCAUGAGACAGUCACUCUUUGAUCAGGGACUCCUUGAUGAACAAUUCGUUCAGUUGGAGGAGCUGCAAGAUGAUGCUAACCCAAACUUUGUUGAGGAAGUUGUAACUCUAUGCUUCCGCGACUCGUCAAGAUUAAUCCUGAACUUAGAGCAAGCAUUAAAGAAGAGCCCUCUAGACUUCAAUCAGUUGGAUAGCUAUAUGCAACAGUUCAAGGGAAGUAUCUCAAGCAUUGGAGCAAGAAAGGUGAAAGAUCAGUGCACACUUUUUAGGGAAUACUGUAUGGCUGGAAGUGGAGAAGGAUGCUUUAGGACUUUCCAGCGACUGAAAAAAGAACAUACAUCUCUGAGAAAGAAGUUCGAAGCUUACUUUCAGCUGAAAAGGCAAGCUGGUCCGAGUCAAGUUGCAAGUCGUCCCAAGUAAAGAAUGAUGGGCAACCAAAGGCUAGCACUUCAAACUUUAGUUGUUAAGUUUCCUAGCAAGCUUAUGGAGUUCAUGCAUAUAAGUUGUUCAAAGCCCCUUGUCUUAACUUCUUGGUAAAUGGAAAGUAAGCAAGUGUUCGCCCUUUUGUACAAAUCUUUCUCUCCCAAUUAGCUGUCUGUCCACUAGUCAAACAAUAUAGGAUGCUUUUGAAAUAGCAAGGAGGUGCAUGCAUCUCUAAUCCAAGCUGAGAGGUUGUCCAACAUCAACGAUCAUAAGAAAAGAUUAUACUUGGCAAGCUUAAAGAUAGAUGUAUAAAUCAGAGCCCAAAUAUUCCAAAAUCUUUAAUUUAUACCGACUCAUUUACUCAAA